AUGAAGUUCAUAGAUAUGAUAUCCAAAAUCAGGCCAAACAGCCUCGAAAAGGCGGACGAGCAAUACCACGAUGAGGAUGAGGCCCAAUCGUUUCUUUCCAAUGGCAAAGAAGAUGGUAAAGCCAAGUUGAUCUCUUGGCGAUUUAUGGAAGAUGGAACAUUGCCUUGGAAAGUUGCGACGGUUGUACUUGCAGUCUCCCUUGGCCUCUCUUUAUUCUUCGGCCAGCGAGUCCAGCGCGACCAUAGUUAUGAAACCGGCUUUAUAACUGAACUUCAACCUGCUAUAUCUGCCAUCAAAUUGAAUAGACAACAGUUUUACGGAAAUAUUGUCGUCAACGCAUCCAACCAAUUUGAACUGAUGCUCAACCCGAGCGAAGAGCGCUAUGUCGGCCGCCCGACUGCAGAACUAGAUGCAGCGUGGGACAGAAUCGCUCUUACGUUGCCUUGA
Molecule: messenger RNA, 447 nt
Organism: Trichoderma aggressivum f. europaeum
Lineage: Eukaryota; Fungi; Ascomycota; Sordariomycetes; Hypocreales; Hypocreaceae
Exons: 3
Coding region: 1-447 (148 amino acids)
Source: RefSeq, a predicted model, not a curated record